Messenger RNA from Schistocerca gregaria, 6896 nucleotides. RefSeq names its product 5'-AMP-activated protein kinase catalytic subunit alpha-2 (gene AMPKalpha). Gene Ontology annotation, biological process: intracellular signal transduction; protein phosphorylation. NCBI's taxonomy places the organism in Eukaryota, Metazoa, Arthropoda, Insecta, Orthoptera, Acrididae. Gene Ontology annotation, cellular component: cytoplasm. The transcript is spliced from 13 exons. The record is from RefSeq and is a predicted model, not a curated record. Gene Ontology annotation, molecular function: ATP binding; protein serine/threonine kinase activity. The coding region runs from base 136 to 1740 and encodes 534 amino acids.
AAACCGCAACGAAGAAAGCAUGGCUGAAGCACAAGGUCACGUGACUCCAAUCCGACAAUUAAUGUAGCAUCGCUGUCGAAUGAUCAUUUAUUUACAUCAAUGGUGCAGUUGUAUUUGUAAACUGAUGUUAAAAUCAUGGGAGAGAAAGGACAACAAUCAACCCAGCAGCCUAUCGUUAAGAUAGGACAUUACACUUUAGGACAGACAUUAGGAGUUGGGACCUUCGGUAAAGUGAAAAUUGGUGAACAUCAGCUUACAAAUCACAAAGUUGCUGUUAAAAUAUUAAACAGGCAAAAAAUCAAAAGUCUUGAUGUUGUUGGAAAGAUUAGAAGAGAAAUACAAAAUUUAAAACUCUUUCGUCAUCCUCAUAUAAUAAAACUGUAUCAAGUGAUAAGCACACCAACAGAUAUUUUUAUGAUAAUGGAAUAUGUUUCUGGAGGUGAACUUUUUGACUACAUUGUUAAAAAUGGAAAGCUCAAGGAGUAUGAAGCACGCCGUUUCUUCCAACAGAUAAUAUCUGGUGUUGACUACUGUCACAGACAUAUGAUUGUUCAUCGAGAUUUGAAACCAGAGAAUCUACUCCUUGAUCACAACUUGCAUGUGAAAAUUGCUGACUUUGGCCUGUCAAACAUGAUGAUGGACGGAGAAUUCCUGAGGACAAGCUGCGGUUCUCCAAACUAUGCUGCUCCAGAAGUCAUAUCUGGGAAGUUGUAUGCUGGCCCUGAAGUUGAUAUUUGGUCCUGCGGUGUGAUUCUUUAUGCGUUAUUGUGUGGUACCCUGCCCUUUGAUGAUGAACAUGUUCCAACACUGUUCCGGAAAAUAAAAUCGGGGGUAUUCCCUAUACCUGAAUACUUAAAUAAGCAGGUUGUUAGUCUGCUUUGCCAUAUGCUUCAGGUGGACCCUAUGAAGAGAGCUACAAUUGAAGACAUAAAGAAACAUGAGUGGUUCCAGAAAGAGUUACCAGCAUACUUAUUUCCAUCUCCAGUAGAACAGGAUGCAUCUGUUAUUGAUACUGAUGCAGUUAAUGAAGUUUGUGAGAAAUUUGGUGUGAAGGAACAUGAAGUUCACAAUGCCUUGCUGAGUGGUAAUCCUCAUGAUCAGCUUGCUAUUGCGUACCAUUUAAUAAUUGACAAUAAAAGAAUUGCCGAUGAAGCUGCAAAGGCAGAGCUCAAAGAUUUUUAUGUUGCAAGCAGUCCUCCACCUGUUUCAUUUAGCCCAAAUGAGCUGAAUCCUAGUCCUAUUCGACCACAUCCUGAAAGAAUAGCGCCUGCCAUUCGUGAUAAAGCUAUUGCUACAAGCAAUAGUGGGGCAACUGACAGACGCUCUAGAGGAACUCCAGUCAAAAGAGCUAAGUGGCAUUUGGGUAUUAGAUCACAGAGCAAACCCAAUGACAUUAUGAAUGAAGUCUACAGAGCAAUGAAAGCGCUAAACUAUGAUUGGAAAGUUAUUAAUCCUUACCACGUACGUGUUCGACACAAGAAUGAACUAACUGGAAAAUAUGUUAAGAUGUCACUGCAACUAUAUCAAGUUGAUUAUAAAAGUUAUCUUUUGGACUUCAAAAGCCUUAGCAGUGAAGCUAGUGAAGAUAGUGAAAGCAUGAUCUUAUCAUCAGGAGAAGAACCAAAACCAGCUGUAACUGCACCUGUAGAGUCAAGUGAACAGCAGCAGAAGCAAACUGGUCAUCAUACAAUGGAGUUUUUUGAGAUGUGUGCAGCCUUGAUCACUCAGCUUGCUCGCUGACAUCUGUCGUAAUAGUCACUGAUCCAUACAGUGGCUAUAUAUUCAGUUGCAGAAGAUAUGAUACUAAAGUGGUUUGCCACUGUUCUUCUAUGGCUGUAUAUGAGGAGACCAAUUGUCCAAAGAUCAAGCGACAAGUUUAGUUGUAAUGUUGUGAUUUCAGCGUAAAACAUUCAAAGAAAUUUAAAAGUUACCUUCAAAGUCACAUAUAUAGGAGCCUUUUUUGUUAGUAUUAUAGUAAUUGAAAGGUUGUUAUUUAUAGCUAUUUAGGAUUUUAAGUGCAGAAACGGAUGACUGGUAUGGUAUUGCCAGUAUUUUUGUGCUCAUACCCUAAGCUACAGGCAUUAAUCUAAACAGUUGACUGGUAGAGAAAUGCAGCAUUUUACAAAUAUGCUCUUGUACAAGAAACUGUUGAAGAAAACUAAGUGCAACUUUUAAGAAGCGACAAGAAAUACAUUUUGCCCUAUUAAGGUUAUAUAUGACCACUUAAUGUGUAAUGUUAGCACUUCCAGUUUAUCUGAGUUCACGAACAAUUCUCUGUUAUAAAAAGUUCAUUUUAUUCUUACGUACCACCUUCUGUUUCACAUGGGUGCCAUGCAUUCUGAUACAGAUUGUUUGCUCCAUGUGAAGUCUCUGUCAUUGCACAGCUGGUAUUAGAACACCUUUGGUAAUCUUUUGACAGUUGUAGUGCCCGGACCAACCUCACCAUUUGUCAGUGUCUCUGAAUUGAAUCUUGCGAGAGGGUAAAUGGUGAGGGAUGGAUAGAGGCACAAAGGCACAUUGGAAUGAAUAAAAGCAAAAGCUUGGAUCAUCCUCGCUAUAACAUUCACAAGAAGAAUUUUUCCAUUUGUAUCUUUCUGCAACACAAUUUCAGCUAACUGUUCAUCCACACAUUCUGAUUUCAUCAGUUGUAUGUUUUCAUCCCACUACAGGGUGUAGGAGCACUUGUAAGAAGAAGGUGGAAACCUUUCAUAAAUUGAUAGAUUGGAUCCUUCCAACAUGUCUGUCAUCAAUUAAACAUGGACAAAGUGAAACUAAUGUGGCUUGUAAGUUACCUUGUCAGUAACAGAGACAUCUUGCCCACACUUCUGAAACCAGCUCUAUCCUCAGAAUCUGAUGAGCCACAAAAGAGAACACACAAUGGUUGUCCUUUUACUGCCAAGUGCUUGAACAGGUUGCACAAUUUUUCAUAGCCUUCGAGCCUAAUGUGUAACCAUGAACUAGCCAAAAUUCUCAGCGUGAAGAUUAGGUGACUGUCUUAAUGUCAUUGUCGCUGUCUAAGCUGUUAUAGUGAACAUGUAGUCUAACCCUUUCUUAUAGAAUUGUGAAAGAUUGCAGCAAUUUGUUCAAAUGUAGAUUCACAAGAAUAUUAUAUUGUGUCAUGUUCAGAGAGCAAGCUAAAAACCUUUUCCUCCCUUUUAACAUUGUAAGCUGUUGAUAGAUAUCUCCUUACAUCUUGGUGCGAAAGUAGUACCUCUAGUUUCCAACAGAUAGCAGAAAAAUGUGGUCUUAUGUAGCACUCUACAGCUAGCAAAGCUCAGGUUACCAUCAUUCUUUAUGUUACCCUAUAGAGUGAGUAUUGACUUAUCUCCUGGCAUUAAGGAUUAAAUAAUAAAGGGUGUUUCAAAAUUUUUUAUUCGAUUUCACAAGACUAUCUUGUAUGUGAAUGAAGAUACGAAUUUAUACUCGUGUAUUAGAUUAUGACGUUUUUGUUUUCAGAAGAACCCUCUGAUUUUAAAAGGGGAUAUCUUUUACAUGCGUACAACCUUGUUGUACUUUUUACAACUAUACUUAAGAUCAAAGGUUUCAUUUACCUUCAACAAAUGUUCAGUGUCGCUUCCACUGGACACAUGACAAACAACCAGAUGAUAGUCAAAGUCAUCUCACACUUUUACAAGCACUCACUACUGUUUCUAUGCCCUGUCACAGUUCACCAAAAGUUGUUGGAAGGGGAGGCACAUAGACAGAGUUCCAUAGUUUAAAAAAUAAAAAUAAAAUAAACUCACUAGUUAUACUCAGCAAGCCUGGAGACCAAUGGUGCAAUGUACACCCCAUGCGGUAGAUGCACUGUCACAGUAGUCAUGAAAAUGCUGCUGCACAGGUGUAAGAGAAAUGCACCUGUUGAAAAAGAGAAUGCAAAAUGCCCUUUUGUCACCACAUUAUUACCAUUUUGACUUGAUGCACCUUGGGUAAUGUCCAACCAAGCAAACAAGCUAGCUGCAGCAGCUAGACCACUACCAACAGCUGCAUGAACUGACAGCUUACAGCUGGAGCCAAGAUAAAUUUGAUACUUAAAUUAAAAUUUACUUGAGUUUAUAUCUUCGUUCAUGUAGAAUAUAUAGUCUUGUGAAAUUGGAUGAAUCUUAUGGAAACAUGCUGUAUAUUGACUAUAGAACAAUAUUAUUUAUGUUGUGGUCGUCAGGAGUCAGAAAGCCAUUAACAUUAAUUGUUUUUAAAUCUUUCAGUUUUAAUGUUUCAGUCAAUGGGUGAAACUGUACAACAAGAAAAGUGGAAAAACUUUGGAAGCCUGAAUGAAAGUUCCCUUCAUCCACCACAUAUUUAAUUCAUACUAAAGAAGAAAAAAAUUAAGUUUUCUUUUGAAACUUUUUGGAAUUUUUUAACAUCUUGAAGAAUUUAAAGUCUGGUUCUUCAUCAAAUCAGUGUCCGUUUUUCUUCUCUAAGUAUCAAAAACGUAGAUUCAAUUUCAUGUUGUACUUAAGCAUAUACAAAACUACCUUCAUAGAUUCCAAGCAAAACUUAUGAGGUAGGGGUUCCAUUUUUGUCAGUUCCAUUAUUUUGUAAGUACUGGUGAUGUAAUGCUUUUAUGUGAAAUGUUCUUCUCUCAUUUGGUGUACCAACUGCUUUGUUUAAUUUGCCUCAGUUUGCAUUCAGGAUAAGAGAUUCUCCUUUAAUGCUGCCCUCGCUUCAUCACCAUGUUGUGUAAAUCUGUUACUGUUCAUUUUGAUGAUUUGGAUUAAAUUCUACUUUUCACUCAAUUUAGUAGUCAUGUCACAUACUACUAUUAUUUUUUCCCAUCCUUAUAGGACAUCAUUGCUUUCGGCUCUAUUUGGUAUGUGGGGACCACAUCAUAUAUUGAUGAGACACAGUGUUAAUCAUCUUUCUUCUGUCUAUUGUACACUUAUUAUCACUUUGUUCCUAUAUGCUGCAAGUGUUCCACUGCUUUAAGCUGCCCAGUCUCUUCUUACAUGCCUGCUUCCACUGAUAAUCUUUCUGCCUCCUCUUUCUGUACAUGUUGUGGAAGCCAGAAGUGUGUAUGUGUACAGUCCUUAUCAGAUGUGCUUUGGCUUAUGAAGAUGGUUCACCAGUAUAUUUCCUUCUGAUGUUAUUUUGACUGAGUUUUAUAAUGGUGCUGCUUCUAAAACCCUCAGAACUUUUUGCUCCAGACAUUAGUCAUUGCAAGAUGAUACUCGAUAAGUCAUCACUGGUGUUACUGUGUGACAUGUCAAGUUUACUUUCUGUAGCUGCCAACAAAUAUAAUGUGAUAAAAUUGUCCCUAAGACCGUAAACGUAUCGAAACUGUACAUAGCACCUGUGCAAUGUGAGUGUAUAAUUUGUCAUGUGAUAAACAUUAUUUUUACCAAUGAUGAUAAUUUUAAAAGGUUUCUUCUGUGCAGUCACUGCAUGUCUUAUGAAGACAAUGUGUGUGAUAGCUCUUCAAAUGCCUAAAAAGUGACAGAAACUUUCAGGUCUGUAUUUUCUGCAUAGUAAUAAUGAUAAAACUAAACUGAUAACAUGUUAUAUUAUUUAUUGUAUAAUUAGUUAGUUCUUAUAACAGAUACUUACUUUUUUUCAUCAUCUACAAAAAAGUAUUAUAAUGUGCACCAAAAGAAAGCAAUAGAAAGUGUGUGUGUAAAAGAGAGAGAGAGAGAGAGAGAGAGAAUUUUUAAUCAGUGAAUCUGAACUGUUCAUGAUGUGAAACUAAACUGUAAAUAAUUAUUAUGAAACAGUGUGAUGAACAAUGGACAUAUUUUAUACCUUUGAUGAGUUAUUAAUUACUCAAGAGGACUUGGAAUGUUCAACUAUGUUAGUUUAUAAUAGUAAAACUACUGAAGAAAUAACCAUUUGUCAGAAAGAAUGCUAACAAGGAAGAAAAUUGGUUGUGGGGGAGUUAUGGAGGUGAGGAAUACUGAAAAAGGGGGGGGGGAGGGUAGAAGAGAAAAAAGGUGUGAAAUAAUUGUCAAAAUAAUAACUGUUCUAUUCCUAUUGAGAAACUGCUAAAUGAUUGAAGUCACAUAUAAUAUUGAUAUUUCCAUCAUUUCCUUUUAAUGAACGGAAAUAUAUUUCUAAAACUUAAGUUUUCUAGAAUUAAUUAGUUCUUGUGGCGUCUUGUCUGUCUGACCUGUGCCUAAUAGGAAAGGUAUAAUGUGAGUCACAUUUGUAAAUUAUUCUAAAGAAACUUUGCAAGACGACAUUAUUGCGUUACUUCAUUGUCAUGUUACUCAUUAAAAUUAUAAAAGUGUGGGAGAGGUUUUCUUUUAAGUGUACCAUUCCUAAAUUAAAUUUAACUUAACAAAAGGAAGAAAGUCACCUAUUCAGUUGUCACUGAAUACACAUAAUGUGAUAAUUUAGAGACAAUGACAUCAGAAUAAAAGAAGAAUAACAUUAGAAAAUGUAGCUUUAUCCUAAAGAAAUAAUUAAGUGAGCUUAAGAAUUAAAAUGCUAGUCAGAAACAUAUUCUACAUACUCCAGUAAAAGCAAUGGUUAGAUCAUGUCCACCAGGAUUCAUCCUUUUCAUUGCCCUAGCAAUAAAAUGAAAAAAUUAGUACUACAUCUUAAACUGUAGAACUGGAGGAAUAUAGCUGUGGUAGUAGAGUAGAGGAAAAUGAAUUUCUUGAUUGCAGUCUUUUUAACAAUCAAGACAUACAAAGUAUUGAUUGCAUUCCCCAUCUGUAUGUUAGAUCUCUACUGACUUGAAAGUUCCAAAAUGAUGCAUGUUUUCAUAUGUAUUUAUAUAUAUAUAUAUAUUUAGCAAAUUUAUUUUUUUAAAGUUAUUGAUGAAAAACUGAGAAAUGUAAAUAAAUUCUGUCAUACCUAAUUAAUGAAUGUUACACUGUGUGAAAUGAUGUGCUUGAUAUUCAUUGGCAAUUAAGAGGCUGACAUAUGUAACAUAAAAAAUGAAAUAAAAGGAUAAAGAGACA